ACAUGUACAUGUAUAAGAUAGGAAAAAGGAGGGAACUAGAACAAAAGAACUGCAUAUUAUACAAGUCAUCCGGAGUUUAGGAGCAGUUAUUUGCUCAUGAGCUGGCCAACUCGGGAUUCUUUUGUCGUGCCUCCAUUCUCGGUGUCGGCAAAUGAAGGUAUUAUCAAAAACUGUUGACUGUUAAGGCGUGAUUUAAGGACAAGGACUGUAAUUCUGUUUAAUGAUUUAUUUGUUGAACGAAAAAACAACAACUUUGACUUCAAGACAAUCAACGACUCCCAGGAAGUACAGCUCACCCGACUCUUUGAAAAAGAAGUAACACACUGUGAACGAGAUUCCAGACACACACCCGUCUGGUCCGUUAGUAUCCCGCCCCAUCACACUUCCGGCCGUCUCCAGACCAAUGGGAGACAGGCGAGAUCUCUUGACCUCGGACAGAGCCAUUCCUAAUGGAGGGGUGAUCAACCCGGCCUUUGUUGAUGGAAGCAUGGAGGAACUGAAUCCAUCCCACCUUGCUUACAUGGACCCAUCCACCCACAGAUUAAGCGACGCGAGUAGCAAUGAGAACCUCAAAGUUUCUGACCAAGAGAACGAGAUGAGCAGUGACUCCGGCGACCAGGUGCGAUUCAGAUCGUUGCCUGCCAGAGCUAAUAUCGCUUCUCGUGACAGCUACUCGAGCUUAGAUAGUCUGGACAGCAAAGCACCGUGGAGAACAUGGGACGUCUUCCGCGUGGUCAGCAGUGUCAAAGACGUCGCGCUAGACGACCACACAAUCAGCCGCUUCCGCAAAGUGCUGAAGGUGGCGGUGGGUCUUAUCUUGACACUGCUAGUGCUGGUGUGCACCAUAAUCUCCAAGACGACGUUACUGCUGAUUUCAUCAAAUAUCUACGUCAACGUCACCCUCUAUUGCCACGAGCAGCCGGGCGGGCGCCAUUUCAGCUUCUGCUCUCGGGUGAAGCCGGAGAGCGUGCAGGGGAAGGUGUAUCGACUGUCGCAGAACGUGGAAAUUCGGUGGAUUUGGGCGAUGUUCACGCUCAUUUCUACACCGUACGUCUUCACGUUCAUCAAGUGUAUGUGGCGUGUGUGCUUCAAGUAUUCGAGGACGCCUUCUUGGAGAGCAGCACUGGCGGUUUUCAUCAGUGAGACGUUCCACUCCAUCGGCUUGUCGCUUUUCGCGUUUCAAGUUCUACCCAACAUGGACUCCCUGAGGGGCCUUGUUCUUACGAUGGGUGUAGCCUUCGUACCUUCCAUCCUCAAACUUUUCGACCGGGAGAGCGACAAGGGAAGAAAUGUUUUCACAUACAUAGCCGACUUUAUCGCCAUCGUUUUCCAAACCUCGAUUCUCUUCCUAUGGCCUAUCAGGUAUUUCUUGGAGGACAUGACGCCAACAGAGUCCUGGGCAAUACCAGCGUCCCUUUUCCUCAUCUCGUUUGGGCACUGGGAAAACUAUGUAAACAAUAGCACGACCUUGGGCUCUCUAGGUCGAAAGCUGAAAGACUUGAAGAAACAAACACGAAGAAUGAGAACAAAAAUAUAUCUAUUUAUCAGCUUGUGGAAGAUCUGCAUAACGCUCUUGUCUAUGACCGCGAUCAUCAGUGACUUCAACGCCAGCUGUGCUAGAGUCCUUUAUUUCUUCGGAGAUGACGGCCAACAGGGGUGUCCGCACUUGGUGAAUCCGGAUGGCGUGGCAAAUGUGGAAGCGAAAGAUUAUCUAGAAGACCCCUUCUGGGUGAUGCUCAUACAAAUUGGGGCCUGUCUGUUGUGCUACACGUUCGCGAAGACAGCGUGCAAAACCUUGCUUCAGAUCGGUUCGUUUGCGCUCCCUCUGUCCCUGUCUCUGCCCAUUCUCCUGGGAACUCUGAUCAGCGACUGCGAGAGCUGGAAUGGGAACAGCACCGAGCCCUAUCUGAUGUCUAUGCCCACCUACCUGUUUUGGAACUGUGAAGUGAAUGGAGACGGCAGUCACUACCUGAAGACGCUACUCUCUGAUUACUACUACCCGAUUGCUGUGGCCUGGUGGCUCAGCUUCGUUUGGGUUACCUCCCAUGUUUGGUUCCCCCGCGUGGAAAAAUUGGCACAGACUGAGAGGUUGUUUGUGCAGCCGCUGUACUGUGGCGUGUUUCUGGAGCAAUAUAUGAUCCUAAACAGAAGGCGGGACGACAGGGACAGGGAGAGCAGGUCCGAAAAGAAACAAGCCCUACAGUUCUUCCAGGAGGAGCAGGAGCGAGAAGUGGAGAUGGGUCUGAAGCCCCGCGGUUCCCUGCGCACUGACGUCACGCCGAUGAUCUACGUGUGCGCCACCAUGUGGCACGAGACGGAUAAAGAGAUGUUACAGAUACUCCAGUCUAUAUUUAGGUGAAGAUCGUUGGUUAUGUACACUACUGCUACAGCAAGGAUACAGGGUAGAGUACUGUGCCGCUGCAGAUGCCUUGACCUACUGCCCAGAAGGUUUCCGUGAAUUCUACAACCAGAGACGUCGCUGGUCCCCCUCCACUAUGGCCAACAUUAUGGACAUCCUGAUGUCUUGGCAACUCCUUAUCAAGAAAAACGAGAACUUCUCCGCUCUCUACGUCGGCUAUCAGCUUCUGCUCUUUGUCUCCUCCCUCCUCACGCCAGCUACUGUCUUCCUCCUCAUCGUCGGGGCUUUCAACACGGCUUUCAAGCAAAUCGACCUGGUAGAGGCUCUUUUCAUCAACUUGUCUCCAGUAUUGAUUUUCCUGAUUGUGUGUCUCACUAUGAAGUCCAAAUUCCAGAUGAUGAUAGUGGUGGUGGGUCUCAUACUGGAGAUGAGGAAGGACGGGAUAUGUGCGCCCACUACCAUCUUCACUAUAUGUGUCAUGGGGAAAGAGAGAAAGAUGGACCAAGGAAAGCUGAACAGGAUACUGAGCAUGUUCCACCUGAACCGCCAGGAGAACGGAGAAGAGAGCGACUACGGGUUCUCUUGUGGCAACCUCUUCCGCUGCUUGUGCUGUCCGCAGAAAAAGCCGGAGUCGGAAACAGUGAAGAGCACGGCUGCCAUCAUGGAGAAGCUGGAUCAGCUUGAGAACUCCAUCAAAGAACUACGGGACCCCAACAUGAGCGGUGACGACAGUCUGUUAGAGGCCCCAGAAGUGAUAAUUCAACCUCCGACCCCGAACUCACACGCCCCGAGUGAACACGGACAGACCAUUGAGACGGAAUCACAACACUCCAGCUCCAAGUCUGUCAGUGUCAGAGAGCAAUCCCUGUACGGUGACCCAGUGAACAGAUACGAGGCCGAGUUCUCUCCCUUCUGGAUCCAGGACGGUGAGCUUGGAUACGGCAACGUGCGCUACCUGGGCACAGAGGAGACCAGGUUUUGGCGGGAAGUCAUUGAGAAGUACCUGCAUCCUAUCGCCAAGGACAAGCAGAAGCAACAGAAGUUGGAAGUCGAUCUGAAAGAACUUCGCAAUAAGGCCAGCCUCAUGUUCUUUGUUCUCAACGCUCUCUUCAUCGUCAUCAUCUUCGCACUACAGUAUACAAAUGCUUCUGAGCAAGGCAAUGGUCUGGCCAUCCCGCUGCCCUGUACCAAUGAGGACGGCCAGGUGCUCACCCUCGAGCCAAUCUCACUUCUGUUCAUGGCCAGCUUCGGUAUUUCGCUCAUAGUUCAGUUCUUGUCCAUGUUCUUCCACCGAAUGGGGACCUUCUUGCAUAUCAUCUCUUCCACUGAGGUUAACUGCAUGAAGCUUAACCAAUCGGAGAUCGCAGCGAUGGAGGUCAGUGACAAACUGGAGCUUGUGCAGCAGUUGCAGAAAUUCGAGGACGAUGAUGACGACACAAGAUCUGACAUUACGUCUACUUCUGUGGACGGAGCGGACGAGAGCAGCAGUAAUACAGACGAGUCGCCCAGGUUGAGCCGCAGGAAAACUGUCAUGAGACUAACCCGGAAGCGGAAGAGACAAGAGCAAAAGGGAAGCAACUUGACCAGCAAAUUCAUGGAAAGGUAUCUGAAACUGGCCAAAGACCUGCGACAACAGCGACUCAGUGACCGGAGUCGGAAGUCACGUGGGAGUUCUCGGAAACAGAAGAAGUCAAGGAGAGCUAUCGAGACGAUAGAGAAAAAUGACAAAAACUCAGUGCUGUUGAAAGCUCACAAAUGGCAGAGCAUCCACAGAUCAAGGAACGGCAAGACAGCGAAUAGUAUAGAUAACCUGAACAACGAUCCGUGGGUGACCCUGGCGAAAGGUGUCCUCUCUCAGAGUCGGAGUAGCAUCAACAUGUCAGAAGACGAGGCCAACAGAAUCGGAGCUACUCCACGGCGAAAGAACACUUGGAGUGGGGAGGGCUCUGGAAGUCGACCUUUGACCUGGGUGGAAAGGGAGCGGCUGACAAAAAGGUCAAGUUUUGCUGCCCGUAAGGCCGAGGUGGACGUGCUGGACGCGGUCAAGGAGGUGUCCACAACGCCUGUGACGUCAUUGUCGGACAUCAGUGUGGAGGUCACCAAACUAGACCAGAACACGCCAUACGACUCCGGGAACGACAUUAUGGACUCGAACUCCUACGAUCGGGAGAUAAAGAGUGCAAACUCCACCAGCUCCCGGUCAGGCAUCAUCACAGGUGAUGAUGUCAUCAGCGCAGAGGAAACCGACGAGCGGAUAGAAAAAGAGAACCCAGUAUACGUCUCUCCGGGGAUAGAAACAUCUGGUAAAAGUAGUCCGGACUACGACGUAAUCGAAAUGAGCACUAUCCGCGCUGAGAUAAAUACGCCUCUUUCAGCCAUGGAGAACGAGGCACAGCACGUCUCGGAGAACCAGGGUGGCGCGGAAGACGUCAUCAUUUCUGGUGGAGAAAACCCGUACGACCACUUCUCCCGAAACGUGACUUUCGGUUCUGUCCACGGCAUGAGCGACAGAGGGAGCGUGAAAGAAGAGUUUACCAGCUUCUCCGCGGCCCUCACAAGUCAUGACGAGCAGGAGCCCCACUCACAAAUCCCAAGGAGCGAUGAUCCCCAUUUUGAUAAAGAGAACGACAACAAUGAUGACAACGAUGACAGUGAGUUCGAACCAACCAUGAGCGUUACUGAAAUCUUCGACCUGAACGGCCCAUACACACUAGUCACACCAGCUCAGCCGCCAGAUCUAGAAACGCAAAAUGACCAAGACCAAGAAGAAGAUAAACAAGAUAAGCACGAUCCCAGGAGAUGAUGAAUCCUUCUCACGACAUACUUUCAAAUCUGCAUUGCUUAGAACAACAUCGUGGUCAAAAUAAAUUAUGACUUUUUCUGCUUAUGAACAACACUGAAGUACUCAUACUGUUCAGCAGUUUUCUUUUAUUGAUCACAAUCAUCCGGGUCAAGGCUUCAGUGCGGUUGUUUUUCGUAGAAAUACAUGAUUCCUUGCCACAAAUGCUAAGCUGAAAACCUGCUAGUGCAGCAAGUGACACAAUAAGACCUGUCUCAUUUUGAAUCUGAGCAAAUGUCAGUUAAUCAUGCUCUUGCGCAUAGGUGGGGGUGGAAAAGGGGGGGGGGGGCGUACGGUGAACAGUUCAAACAAAAAUCACAUUUCUUUUAAAAUCAUAUUUUAUCAUGGUUGUUAUAUUGUCUGAAUUUGAUAGCAGAGAAACAGUAGUGAAGAAUGAUGAAAAAGCAAUAGCUAAAUCAGACGACACACUUUUACCCCAGGUACUCAGAAGCAAACAGAUUUGUCUCCUGUUAGCAUGGACUGGUACGGCGUCAAACUGUGACAUUGUUAUAGGUACUGGACACCUUUUCCCAGGUGAAUAACACUUUCGUUUUGAAAGGUACUGAAAUCAAAAUGCAUCUUUAAGUCAAAAGACUCACAUUUGCACAAGUAAAUUUAUUUACUUUUUUGAAUGAGCUGUAGCAAUAGUCUAUUCACGUCACGCAAAGAAAACGAUAGUUACCGUAGAAAAAACAAUUUUUGAUUACGUCAAUGUCAACGUUGACGUUGAGUCACAAGAGGUACCAGGGAGCGGAAUAGCCGUGUGGAAAGCAGGAAAAGGCGUUCUCCAUAGCUCUUGAAAUUCAACAUUGUCAUUGUGGAGCUCAUGUCAAAGGCAGUUGGGAGCUAGCUCGACUAUGAAAGUCAUCGAGUUAUCAAAAAGCGAACAUGACCAUUGUUUUACUCGACACACCGGUCAUGAGUGAAACAACGUCUUCUUAUGCCUUGCCCAUGAGGAAUCGAGGCAGAUAAAUGCACAGUAAAGACCGACAUGGCGUACUGGGUCAGCAAAAGAGGGAAAUGUAUUAUUAUGAAAUGGGACUACAAGAAUCAAAGCAAAGGAGAAAGAGAGACAACUGCAAAGGACACCUUGUUUGAUCAUGUUCAUGCCUUCCGAACACUUUCAAAUACUUAAUUUGUUGUCUCUCUGCUAGCUACUGGAACAGUAAAGCAUUAAAUAUCUGCUGAAAUUGGAAAAACAAAAGGAUGAAUAUGACAUUGUUUUAAUACUAAUACAUGACGCUGACUCAUAUUCAUGAGCAUGCUAAUUUGAUUUAAAGCAUGUCAGUCAGACUGAGGAAUGUAUCUUCAAUGGCGACUGAAAAUGGCGACAUCCAUGCUCAGUGGCCUCAAGAAAUAUCAAUAACUUGAUGUCCAUAAUUUAUUGACAUCUUCGCUUUGCUUUCUGCUUAUUUGACUCUUAUCACUCCGUUUCAAAACGGACUUGGAAUGAACCAUUUUGUCGCCAUUUGUUAGACACCAAAGCAUUUUCACAUUUGAUAUACACGCUUGCAAAAAAGAAUUCAGUGAUUUCCAUUUUUUUUAUUUUACCCUGUACAUGACUCGGACAAAGCGAUUUAUGCAAGAAUACAGCGAGAGAAAGUCACAAAAUCGAGCCAUAUUGGAAUGCACAAUUAUCAUAGCAGGCUGAGCACUGUUUUUAUUGUUUGAGACCCCAUUUAAUUUGUCCUUUUGUUAUAACGUAACAGUUUAAUUUUGAGAGAGAAAUAGCUAAUUCCUCUAUCUAUAAACAGUCUCCACAACGACAUCCGGGGCACUCAGAUCGUCGCAUGGCAUUAUGGGUAGCCCCAGGUCCUGCUUUGAGUUUUACAGUUCCUCAAAUAAAUCACUCUUUCUUCUUGCAUUUGCAAGAACACAAAACAAAUUGUUGUCUUCCUGAUGUCAUGUUCUUUUAUCAUUAGACUGAAUCUUUCAAACCCACACAAACACACAUACACAUUAAGUCAGAGCAAUUGGCGAGGUACUACUUUUAAUUAGCCACAUUAACUCAUCUAAUAACUGUACAUCUUCAGCGUGUGUCGAUCUGUUCGCUAGUUGACCUAAAUAGUCUUGAACAAGACUCAGGUGCGCUACUAAAUCACGAUCCCAAGCAACUGUUCAAAUUAUUUUGCUAUUUAUUUCGCUGUUGCGUUUGAUAUUGCUACUUUACUGUGCAAGCUUACUUUAGCAAUUCAUAUUUUACAUCGUUUUUGUCCAUUGUUCAAUUUUGUUUUGUUCGUAAAAUUUAUCAUGAUUAUUACUUCUGCUUUGCUUGUAUUGUUUUCUCAACUUAUUACAUUUUUGCAUGUAAACUUGUAAUAAAACACGAGACUGGCUCGUAAUGUAUAUUUUAUGCUGUAUGAAUUAUGUGAUGCAUUCUUCUUGCCCAAUAUAAAAUGUGUUUGAAAUACUUGUGUAAGAAAAUAACUUGAAUCCUCCAUAUUAUAUAUAUUAUCAUUAUGGUCUGCUUGUCUUCGGCCUAUACACGAGUAAAUGCUUUAACGAUA
Molecule: messenger RNA, 7705 nt
Organism: Aplysia californica (California sea hare)
Lineage: Eukaryota; Metazoa; Mollusca; Gastropoda; Aplysiida; Aplysiidae
Product: chitin synthase chs-2
Cellular component (GO): cell periphery; cell septum
Molecular function (GO): chitin synthase activity
Source: RefSeq, a predicted model, not a curated record